Symsagittifera roscoffensis is the source of this 708-nucleotide messenger RNA. RefSeq names its product trafficking protein particle complex subunit 6b-like. Bases 3 to 512 code for a protein of 169 amino acids. The transcript is spliced from 2 exons. Gene Ontology annotation, biological process: regulation of GTPase activity; endoplasmic reticulum to Golgi vesicle-mediated transport. Gene Ontology annotation, cellular component: trans-Golgi network; TRAPP complex; cis-Golgi network. NCBI's taxonomy places the organism in Eukaryota, Metazoa, Xenacoelomorpha, Acoela, Convolutidae. The record is from RefSeq and is a predicted model, not a curated record.
AAAUGUCAAACUCUCAAAGUGGUUUUUUAAAUGACGAGAUUUGGACGAUGUUUGAAUUCCUUCACAUGGAAACAGUGCAAAAUUUCCUGGCCGAGCAUAAAUUGAGAGGGACUUCAAUGGACCAUUGUUAUGCUAAAUUAGAAUAUAUGGGGUUCAGAUUCGGCCAGAAGCUCAUUGAAAAAUUUUCGAAAGAUAGAGAGCGAUUGAAAGAUGAAUUGGAGAUCAUGAAGUAUGUUUGUAAGGAGUUUUGGUUCAACAUCUACAGAAAGAAUAUUGAUAAUUUGAGGACUAAUCAUCAAGGUGUAUACGUAUUGACGGACAACCAAUUCCGAUUCCUCAGAAGCAUUUCUUCCACCGACCAGUUCACAGCCGAGUGUCACCCCUUCCUAGCUAUCCCCUGUGGGGUGGUAAGGGGGGCUCUGAGCAAUAUUGGAGUGGCCGCUAACGUCUCAACAGAAUUAGUCAAACCUCCUCAAGUGAAAUUCACAGUCACGAUCGAUCGGAAGACGUGACCAGAAUUAUUGAAAACAAUACAUUAAUUGAUUGUGUAGCUGAAAUUUAUUUAAGAAUUUUGAUGAAAACUUAAAAAUUUAAAUGGGCAUUUAAACUCGUUUUUGGAAUUAAAUUUGAUAGUUUUUGAAAAAAAGUUAGUAACCGUCUGCUUAUGAUGCCAAGCAAACUUCAGUUAACACUCAUUCAGUUGAAGCU